UCUCUGACAGUGGAGUGAUUGAUGGCGCUCUAGAGGCCUCAGCUUCCCCCCAUCCUCCUCCCUGGGGUCCCACUAUCAGAUUGUGUGUGUGUGUGCGUAUGUAUGUGUGGGUGUAUUUAUUAUCUUAGGAACGUAACUUCUUGCGGUGACCAAAACACACUCUGCGGUAACAUAACUCAUAUUCCCUGAAAGAAAUCAUCAAAAUAAAUACUCAUUUAUAAUUACAUAUUUAUGUAUUUACUAUAUUUUCCAAGUUAACAGUAUCACAAUUUCUUAUGGGGAAGUGUUAAUAUGUCGUCUUCGAUUGAGACCAUUUGCAGUCACCCCAAUAUCAUCUAAGUGGAGUGUUGCUAGGUCUGGUCUCCAUGGUAACCAAGGCUCAGACCUCCUUGGGGCAGGAAGGCCCCCCAUGGCCAUGAACACACACACACACACACACACACACACAUACACACACAGAGCACACUUACAUUCACCAGCCACCUAUUAGAGCCACUCAAACAAAAAUGCACAUACACACACACAGAGCACGCAUGUACAAAAACACACCCUCUGUUAGGUGGGUAGAUUGGAGUUUGAACAAAGGUCACGGCCAAUGCUAGGCUGCCCAGACGACCUCUGACCCAGAGAAACGCCCCCUCCCCAACAUGCAGUCUGUCACAGUCGUUGGACAGGCCUGGCAGUCUGCCCGUUCACGUCCUAAUGAAGGCCCCAAACAUUCUCACAGAAACAAGGGGUCCAAACAGAUUAGUGAAACUGAAGAUUAGUCUCAGGGCCUUAAGUCUGCUUGGUGUCCAACCUGCAUCUUAAGAUGAAUGGACUGGGGGGGGGGCACAAUCACUGCUCUGACUGUAACUGACCAUUUUCAUUAAUCUGCCGAUUAUUUUCUAGAUUAAUCAAUAAAUCAUUUGUCUAAAAGCGUCAAAUUCCUUGUUUUAUCCGAUCAUCGGCCAAAUAAAAGCAGCAAAUCCUCAAAUUUCAGAAGUUAGGCCAAUUUAGGCCAAUAGGCGGUUCGUUUUCUGUUGGUUGACCGAUCAUUAAUCGAAUAAGCGUCUCAGCUGUAAAUCCAGCUAUUUACCCAAAGACAUUGUGCUUCUGUGAGUUUUUUUAAGAAGGCAAUGUACCCAAGUGUACUAUGAUAUUGUCUGCAUAGUACAUAUAAACGUAUCCCAGAACACCAGUAUUUGUCUGUAUUUUAGGACAGAUGUAAAAAGAUGUCUCUGUAUAUCAGAGAGCACCUCCAGCGCCAUAUGCACUUGUGAGUGUCUAUCCAGCAGUACAUUGGGCGGUUGUAAAUCACCACAUAAAGUAUUUAUAAGGUUAAACUUGGGAACUCUGCUGCCGUUAGCUUUUGAAUUAGUGAACUCGGACCAAGGGACAAGGAAGGGGAGGGAGGGGGGUGAUCAGUGGUCUGCCUUGUCCCCUCUGUAGAUGGAGUUUAUUUCUUCAUCAGGAUUAGAGAAUCAAGAGUGCCACCUUGUGGUUGGUUCGUCCUGCUGCCAGAGCAGCACUUUUGGCUCUCUCAGAUUUAAAAAUCUAGGCAAUAUUUCUGCUGAAACAUGCUCGUCUGCUUCCUUGAUCUCAUUCUCUGAUGACAGAUUUUCACUAAUUUCGCAUCUUCUUGGUCGGUUAAUCCUUGUGGGCGGCACUUCUGGUGGCUCAUAUCUAGUUAAUCUGCAAUGUUCCACUUUCAUGUCACAUCUAUUCGUCACAUGAACAGAUUUUGCGGCGUGACUUUUUUUUUUGCGGCGUGGCGUGCAUCACUGUGUGCAGCCUAUACAGUGUGGGUUGGUCAGUGGUACAGUGAGUGUUGUGACAGAGUUUUUCCUUCCGCUCGGGGUUAGAGUGGAGCUGUGGCUGGCAAACUUAGCCGAGGAUGUCUCACAUCUUCUCUUGUUGGUGUCGACCUCCCUCGACAGACCACCUUACCUCCCACUGAUGUGCUCGCUCGCAACAACCCCACAGUCUCACACGAACGACCAAGUAGAGAUGGUCAUGACUCAUGGUGGACAAAACAGACUACGAGAGCUUGUUAGAACAGCUUGGAGUUGAGGAAAAACUGCUCAGUUUGACUUAUCGUUAAGGUUUUGAAGCAACACUGGGUCACAUAUCGUGCAUACAUAUCAUACACUCUUCGGUCACAAUGUCAAGCCUGCUGUUUUUCUCUUGCGUGUGUGUGUGAGUGGCUGUUUCCAGCCGCGCCAUCACUUUCCGUCGGCACCCGUCAUCCCCCUCUUUUUCACCUCAUCUAUCUCUUCGAUCUCCUCGCUCACUCACUCUCCCACUCUCUAACCUCUUUCGUGUCCCCCUUUCUUUCUCUUUUUUCUUUUGUCUUGUGUUUUUCUCUCUUCUGUGCCGAGUUCCUACUCUUUUGAGGCUUACUUCCUGUUGUGUUGCAGGAUGUGGGGAGGAGGUGGGGCUUGGGGGGUGUGGACUAGAGAGAGAGAGAGAGAGUAAUUCUCUCAACCAUAUAAUUUAAUACACUCCUCCUUUUGGUUUGAGAGAGAGGGGUAGAGUGAGAGUUUUUCUUUACGUAGCGUGCACACACGCUCUCACACAGACACAGAUAUGACCAAGACAGCAGCAAUAGCAGCAAAGGACUUCUUCAAUAUGUGGUUGCCAGAUAUCAGGAUGUCAAAGGCAGUAGAGGUCGAGAAAAUCGGGGCUGACUCACCGUUGGAGGGAACAGAUUCAGAGCGGAAUGGACCUGAAUCAAAUCACCAGGCACAGUCAAUGAAAGUCAAUCCCUUUCCCCUUUCACCGACCCUGAGCAGCAGCAAGAAUAAGAUGGAGGAGUGUGAGAUGUCCCUGGCUCUUCCUCUCUCUCACGGCCCGACCCCCUCACAGACGGCCAUGCAACAUACACAGCUCAUGCUGACCGGCUCCCAACUAGCAGGGGACAUCCAGCAGCUGCUGCAGCUUCAGCAGUUGGUGUUGGUGCCCGGCCACUCGCUCCCAUCCCCUGCCCAGUUCCUCCUCCCACAGGCACAGCAGGGCCAGCAAGGACUCUUAUCGACACCAAAUCUCAUUUCGCUACCUCAGCAAAACCAAGGGAGCCUGCUGUCUGCUUCAAAUAGAAUGGGACUCCAAGCACAUCGAGAUAAGAGUAUGGAGGUGAGCGGUGUGACCACGGUGUCCUCAGUGACCUCUCACCCCGAGGAGCCAAGUGACCUGGAGGAGCUGGAACAGUUCGCCCGCUCUUUCAAACAGAGACGCAUCAAACUGGGCUUCACACAGGGAGAUGUUGGUAUGGCCAUGGGGAAGCUGUAUGGCAACGACUUCAGUCAGACCACAAUCUCUCGCUUUGAAGCCCUCAACCUGAGCUUUAAGAACAUGUGCAAGCUGAAGCCACUGCUGGAGAAGUGGCUCAAUGAUGCAGAGACCAUGUCCAUAGACUGUACCUUGCCCAGCCCCAGCUCCCUGUCCUCUUCCUCUAUGGGCUUUGACGGGCUUCCUGGUCGCCGCAGAAAGAAGAGAACCAGCAUCGAGACAAAUGUACGCGUGGCCCUGGAGCGCGCAUUCAUGACGAACCAGAAGCCUACCUCAGAGGAGAUCCUAAUGAUCGCAGAGCAGCUCAACAUGGAGAAGGAGGUGAUCCGGGUCUGGUUCUGCAACCGCCGGCAGAAAGAGAAACGCAUCAAUCCCUCCAGUGCCACCCCUCCCCUGCCCAGCCAGCCCCCCACUGCCCCACAAGCGCACAAACAGCCCUGCUACAGCCCUCACAUGAUGUCCAGCCAGCUGUCGCAGGCCGUGACCAGUCUCAGCACAGCAGUGACCACCAUGUCCCCCGUCUGCUCCCUGACUUCCAGCCUCACCUCCACCCACCCCUCUCUCAGCUCCGCACCCUCCCCGGUGACUCCUCCUCCCCGAAGCACGGCCAGCCCAGCCACUCCCAGCCACAGCACACUCAACCUUAACACAGGCUUAUGGCGUAUGGGUAAAAAGAACGGUGACGUGUCUAACUACAUCACCGAUUUUGCUGCAAACUUGAGGAACACUGUGAUGGGAGUUAACACAGGGAUGAACCAAGCCCUCCUCGGUAACAAUCCCCUGGCCACUCUCCAAGCCCUGGCAGCCAGUGGUGGCCAGCUGCCUCUUUCCAGUCUUGAGGGGGCCGCAAAGAUGAUGUUUGGGGCCUCUGGGGGCCAGGGAGGGUGCCUCCCCUCCUCCCUCUUCCUCAACCACCCCGCCCUUCUCCACUUGGGCCAGAACCCCGGCGUUGGACUGAUCAGCGCCGCCCUAGCUAAAGCCUCCCAGGCCUCCCCAUUCCCCUUUGCCUGCAGCAUAAGCCCCACCCCCUGCUCCCCCUCCCCCUGCUCCAGCCCCGCCUCGUCCUGCUCCUCCAGCGAAAUGGCACACAGCCCAACCUCUCUGGGCGGAGCCAAGAUUGAGUGACUGCGCCAAGGGCCAAUCAGAGAGGAGGAGGAAGGAGGAAACGAGAACCUCGCCUUUCACACCAAAGCUAUCUCUUUCUCUCUCUUGCGCUCUUCUUCCGUUAUUUUUUUCGCAAUGGCUCUCUCUCUCUCUUUC
This is a messenger RNA of Anarrhichthys ocellatus (wolf-eel), 4530 nucleotides long. RefSeq names its product POU class 2 homeobox 2b (gene pou2f2b). Gene Ontology annotation, cellular component: nucleus. The transcript has 15 exons. Lineage: Eukaryota; Metazoa; Chordata; Actinopteri; Perciformes; Anarhichadidae. Gene Ontology annotation, molecular function: DNA-binding transcription factor activity, RNA polymerase II-specific; RNA polymerase II cis-regulatory region sequence-specific DNA binding. Bases 2569 to 4395 code for a protein of 608 amino acids. The record is from RefSeq and is a predicted model, not a curated record. Gene Ontology annotation, biological process: regulation of transcription by RNA polymerase II.